Camelina sativa (false flax) is the source of this 749-nucleotide messenger RNA. RefSeq lists its product as uncharacterized. The record is from RefSeq and is a predicted model, not a curated record. NCBI's taxonomy places the organism in Eukaryota, Viridiplantae, Streptophyta, Magnoliopsida, Brassicales, Brassicaceae.
GUUUACGGAAAUUACGCAAUAUUUCAAAUUGUUACAAGUGAUCACAAGUAACCUGACCACAUAACAGCAUUUCACGACUCUUAGUCUCUCUCUAUAUAUAUAAGUUUUCUCAAUCGAACUCCAUAAACCAUCUUUCACUUUCUUUCAUAUAUCUAUAAAAAAUCUAUAUCAAGAUUUCAAUGGAUCCCCAUUUAGUCAUCGCUGCCGCCUCCAACGCAUUCCGGUGGCCGUCAAGUCGCCGGAAGAUCUAUCUCCGUCGGCGUAAGCCACAAGUUGUUCGUCUCGGCGGUAAAAACAGUACACCACGUGGUAGGUUCUCGCUUAAGAGGGUGGUGACCAGGAUGAGACUCAAGUGGCUGAAGCUGUACUACGUGAGGCUCGUGAAGAAUAUCAAAGCGUAUUAUAGCACUGUAGUGAAGGAGUUUGAGGACGCCGGAGCCACCACCAUCCAGCAGCGCCAGCGCAGGACGGUGGAAACGGCUGCUUUUGCCGUUCCUGGUCUAGGCUUAUCUUUUUGUCCCAUGUCCUGCCACGAACAACCUCGUUUGUUUCUUGUAUAGCUAAAAAUAUUUACCUUGAGUUUUUACCUUCACUAGUGUUCUGGAGGUUUUUAGUCUGAAAUUUAAUUUUAAAAAUUUCUUGUUUAAAACUAUUAUGUAAAAAAUAUAUUUGAGCAUAACAGUUCUGCAAGAAUAAUGUCAAAAACUAUAGUAUAAAACAGUUUGAACGAAACAGGAUAUUAAAAUUAA